CUCCUAACUGAAUACAAAAAAACAGUGUACAUCUGCAAAUUGCAAAUUUUGUGCUGCAUUGCAUUGCAUAGCUUCCUGAUACAAACUGACAUGAUUAGUAGAAUUUCCCCUCUUAUUGCUUUCCUACUUUUUUUCUGCCUGGGUUCACAGUCCGCCAAUACUACCACCAAUGAUACAGUCACGAAUACUAUCCAACCUGGCCAAUCACUGACUACCUCGGAGACCAUUGUAUCCGCUAAUGGAAUCUUCGAACUCGGUUUCUUCUCUCCAGGAAAUUCAACAAAUUAUUACUUGGGAAUACGGUACAGCAAGAAAGUUUCUGAGCAGAAUGUAGUAUGGGUUGCAAACAGAGAGUACCCAUUUCCAAAUUCCUCUGUAACUCUUACUCUGAAUUUAGAUGGAAAUCUUGUCUUAUCCGAUAGCAGAAUGAUAUUCAUGAUGGCCAACGCUUCAGCUGGAAACGGUACCUGUGCCAUGCUAUUGAAUACAGGUAAUCUGAUACUCAACAACAGGGGAUUUGAAGUUUUUUGGCAAAGCUUUGACAAUCCUACUGAUACUCUUUUGCCCGGAAUGAAACUUGGAAAAGAUUUUCAGACUGGAGCUGUGUGUUCAUUAACAUCAUGGAAAAGUUCAGAAGACCCUGCUCCUGGUCUUUUCACCCUUCAGAAGGAAUAUAAGACGGACCAACUAAUAAUGAUGGAGGAGUCAAAAGUAUAUUGGGUUAGUUCACUCUUUAGCUUUGAUGUUUUAAAUUACGAUGCGGGGUUUGUUUCAGAGUAUGCUUCGUGGCCUUACACUACUCAAAAUAUUUCGAGAAUGGUGUUGGAUGUAUCCGGGCAGCUUAAACUGCAGUCUUGGUUAGAAGAUGACCGAAGGUGGCACUCGAUACAGUCAUCCAGGUGUAGGAACUACGCUCUUUGUGGUGCCUUUAGCAUAUGCAAUGAGACUGUCCAUGAACCCAAUCAACCGUGUGAGUGUUUGCCAGGUUUCAAACCCCUUUCUGCUGAUCCUUGGGAAACAGGAAACCUGUCCAGCAGUACUGGCUGUGUGAGGGAAACUGAUCUGCAGUGCACUAAUAGGAAUAUGGAUGCUGGGAAAGAUGGGUUUCUUCUCAUGUCUAAAGUUGAUUGGCCUGAAAAUCCACUUCAGCAGUUGCACAUUCGCAACCGUUUAGCCUGCGAGUCCGCUUGCGUGAACAACUGUUCUUGUAUUGCUUAUGCUUAUGAUCAAAAGGUCGAUCACAAUGUCUACAAGUUUCGUUGCUUUGUAUGGAAUGGUCCUCUGUUAAAUUUGAAAAAACUAUCAGGAGAUGAUAAAUAUGGAAAUGAAUUCUAUCUGAAACUUGCUCCCUCGGAGUUAGCCACCAAUGCAUCUAGCCCAACAGGAAUGCCUGGAGCAACUGACAGAACAAUUCUUGUAAGAGCUAAUCCACUAAUUGCCAUACUAGCAAUAUCUCUGACACUUGCAACGCUUACAUUGGCCCUUUUUAUCUAUUGUGUAAGGAGAAAACUCAGAAGGAAUGGUGAGGAUUUGGUAAAGUUUGAUUUCGGAAUGACCAUAAAGUCUGAAAAUUCUGAGCUGGAUGAAGUAAAUAAGCGUGGAGAUGGUAGGAAAAAGGAAGUCAAAAUGCCAUUAUUCAGUUUUGCAAGUGUUUCUGCUGCAACUGAAAAUUUCUCAGAUGCAAAUAAGCUUGGACAGGGUGGUUUUGGACCUGUUUACAAGGGAAUAUUACUGAAUGGGGACAUGGUAGCUGUCAAAAGGCUUUCAGGAAAAUCGGGCCAAGGUUGGGAGGAGCUAAAAAAUGAAGCUAUGCUCAUAGCCAAGCUCCAACACAACAAUCUUGUUAGACUUUUGGGCUGCUGCAUUGAACGAGAUGAAAAGAUACUAGUAUAUGAGUACAUGCCAAAUAAAAGCUUGGACUACUUCAUUUUUGAUCCAGAAAAGCGCAGGAUUUUAGAUAUGCAGACGCGGAUUCGAGUGGUUGAAGGGAUUGCACAAGGACUUCUUUAUCUUCAUCAAUAUUCUAGGUUAAGGAUUAUUCAUAGAGACCUAAAGGCGAGCAAUAUUUUGUUAGAUAGCGAAAUGAAUCCAAAGAUAUCAGAUUUCGGAAUGGCAAGAAUAUUUGGAGGAAACGAGUCACAAGCAAAUACCAAUAGAAUUGUUGGCACUUAUGGUUAUAUGUCCCCUGAAUACGCUUUGGAAGGACUCUUUUCAAUCAAAUCAGAUGUCUUCAGUUUUGGCGUCUUGUUGUUAGAAAUUGUGAGUGGUAGAAAGAAUACUGGCUUUUAUCAAACUGAUUCUUUCCAUCUUCUUGGAUAUGCAUGGGAAUUAUGGACAAGUGAUAGGGGAUCGGACUUGGUGGAUCCACUACUUGAUGAUGUAUCCUCUAUCCACGUGGCACUGAAAUAUGUUAACAUAGGUCUCCUCUGUGUUCAAGAAAGUGCAGCGGAUAGACCUACCAUGUCUGAUGUUGUCGCAAUGCUUAGCAAUGAAAGUGCAGCUCUACCUUAUCCCAAACAACCUGCUUUCAUGAAUAUGAGAAGUGUGAUGAAGGCAAACCCAGAUAAUAGCAGGACAGAAAUCUGUUCUGUGAAUGAUGCAACUGUUUCAAUUAUCGAAGGCCGGUAACAUAUUUUAAUUAAAGUCAUAGGUUGAUAAGCAUUAGUAUGUCCCAGUAAAUCAUCCAAAAACAUUCAAUUUCUUUGCUUGUGUUGGAUAUUUUUAUAAAAAAAAUAUUAUA
Messenger RNA from Quercus robur (English oak), 2740 nucleotides. Its product is annotated as G-type lectin S-receptor-like serine/threonine-protein kinase At1g11300. The record is from RefSeq and is a predicted model, not a curated record. Bases 91 to 2628 code for a protein of 845 amino acids. The transcript is spliced from 7 exons. Gene Ontology annotation, molecular function: protein serine/threonine kinase activity; ATP binding. NCBI's taxonomy places the organism in Eukaryota, Viridiplantae, Streptophyta, Magnoliopsida, Fagales, Fagaceae. Gene Ontology annotation, biological process: protein phosphorylation; recognition of pollen.